AUGUCUGCGUUCCGGAGGAAGGUGGCUAUCACCACGCCAGACGGAUCUCAGGUUGCGCUGCCCGGCCGUGCUGCUGAGGCCGCCAACUGGCGCGACAAGAUUGCCCGCCCGCCCACUCGGCCGAGUCGGACCACGACACACCGGGCGCGCAAGACCAAGCCCCAGAAUGCGCCCAAGAAGGGGAAAGGCAAGGGCAGGGGAAAGGGCAAGACUGCUCAUGGCCCGGUCCUACACGUCCGCAACGUGACUGCCGACGUGUCCGAGGCCGAUCUGCUCUCGCUCGUCCUCUUCUGCGGCACGGUCGUCAAGUCGCUCAUCAUGCGCUCGCGCAACCAGGCCCUGCUCGAGAUGGAGAACGCGACUCAAGCAGCAGCAGUCGUGGCCCGCUACGCUGGUCAGCCUGCCAAGGUCCGCGGCCGCUCGCUCUGGUUCCAACACUCGUCACACGCACGCCUCAACGAGUCCUCCGCCGACAAGCCCAAGUUCAAGUCGGCCGCCAAGUCGCUCUCGCGUGUCCUGCUCGUCUCGGUACUCGGACUACCGCAAGACGCGUCCGCAGUAACCGCAGACGCCCUCCGCGCCGCCUUUGCGCCCUUCUCUGCCUCGCCCGAGAAAAUCGUUGUCUUUGACAACGGCGCUGUCACCAAGGCUCUUGUCCAGAUGCCGUCUGCCGACGCUGCCGCUGCUGCCGUCGACCGCAUGCAGAACACGCCACUCGCCCCAGCCGAUCCACGCGCUCCGGGCGUCCUUGACCUGCAGUUCUCCAAGAAGCAGCAGACGUUGACGCUCAAGUUUGACACGCAGUUCUCGCAGUCCGAAACGGCGUCGUCUACACCGGGAACGAUCCUGAUUCACAACCUGACCUCGUCGCGCCACUCGCUCGACGCGCUCUUCAACCUCUUCUCGUCGUACGGCAACAUCACCAACAUCUCGCUCCUUGACGGCGGCGCGGCGCUGGUCACCUUUUCCUCGGUCAACGCCGUCGCUGCCGCCACCGCCGCCCUCGACGGGGCCACCCUCUUUGACGACGCGCUCGCAGUCACGCCCGAGCCCGAACCGUCCGCGCACACCGACGCGCUGCUGCGCGGGUGCUCGUACGCCGACUCGCCUCUCAACCGCUUCCGCUCCACACACGGCAACAACGCCAAACACCCCGAGCUCGUCGACCUCCUCACCCGCGUCGCCGGUCCACCGCUCGCUGUCAAUGUCUUCAAGUCACGGACCAAGCGGCAGGCACUCGUCGACAUGCCCUCGGUCGCCGCUGCCAUCGAUGCCCUCGCCUCUCUCCACGGCGCCCUCGUCCACGCUCCGCUGCCACCCUGA
Molecule: messenger RNA, 1323 nt
Organism: Thecamonas trahens ATCC 50062
Lineage: Eukaryota; Apusomonadida; Apusomonadidae
Exons: 4
Coding region: 1-1323 (440 amino acids)
Biological process (GO): regulation of RNA splicing
Cellular component (GO): nucleus
Molecular function (GO): mRNA binding
Source: RefSeq, a predicted model, not a curated record